This is a messenger RNA of Chanos chanos (milkfish), 1449 nucleotides long. It is a transcript of the gene sowahaa, whose product is annotated as sosondowah ankyrin repeat domain family member Aa. The transcript has a single exon. Lineage: Eukaryota; Metazoa; Chordata; Actinopteri; Gonorynchiformes; Chanidae. Bases 1 to 1449 code for a protein of 482 amino acids. The record is from RefSeq and is a predicted model, not a curated record. Gene Ontology annotation, molecular function: protein binding.
AUGGAUAUAACCCAAGAAACGAUUCUGUCUGUGCUAAUAGAAAAUAAUGGGAGGGUGAAGAAUUCAGAUAUUCUGAAUAAGUUCAAAGAUUCCUUGAAUUGUAGUGAUCCGGUUGAGAAGAAACAAAACCGCGGACUCUUUAAGACGUUCGUGAACAAUGUCGCUGUUGUUAAAGAGAUCGACGACGUCAAGUAUAUUGUAAUUAAGAAGAGGUAUCAGCACAUGCUGAAAGACAAUCAAGACAAUGACACAGAAAUAAAGGAACAGGUUUCAGAGCCAAGACCUGAAACGUAUGCACCAGAAGAAGGAACAGGACACAACAAACAACUUCAGGAUGUAGAAGGAGACAAUUCAACUUCAACACAACUUCAAGAUGUAGAAGGUGAGAAUUCUGAGCUUCACAAGUUAAGUGAACCUGUGUCUUCUACCAAACAGAGAGAUUCAGUGGUAGAACAGGCAUUAGAAAGAAGCAAAUCAGUAGACUUUAAACCAAAAAGAGCUCUCAACUUCACCUUCAUUGAAAAGUUGAAUGAUAACUCAAAUGCUCAGGGAGGUGCUGUAUUUCCUGGAAAGACAGGGACUUCCACAUACAAACCAUUUGCGUUACCUUUAAGAAUGGCCCCAUCUGAGAGCAAUUUUCACCCUUGUAACACUAAAUCUGCCAAGGACCAGUUUGGGACCAUAGGGAAACACACAGAUGUUCACAGUUCCCCUAAAUGCAAACGCAGGCCUGUGGAGAGCGGUAUGUCUGGUUCACCACAACUAAGGAGACACUGCAAGAACACCAAGCCCGCUGAAGAGCCUAGAUUCACGGACACGGUCCCCCUGGAGCCUGCAGAGCACGAGUGGAUGGUCAAAUCAGCAGCAGGUCACUGGAGCCAAGUCUAUGGCCUUUUGUUGCAGGACGCCCAACUGUCCGAAAAGAGAGAUUUCAUAUCGGGUUUUACAGCCCUUCACUGGGCAGCAAAAUGCGGCAACAGUGACAUGAUCUACAAAAUCAUCGACGUGUCCAGGGAGAACGGCAAAGAUGUGGACGUCAACGCCAAGACGUUUUGUGGGUACACUCCGUUGCACAUUGCAGCGCUACACGAUCAGGAGUAUGUGAUGAUCCUUUUGGUGCGAGAUUUCGGAGCUGACAGUACUAUCAGAGACAACAGUGGCAAGAGGGCCUACCACUACCUCCACAAAGCGGUGUCUGCAGAGGUGAGGGAACUUCUGGGGCAGCCGAGGUUAAUCCAGCACCAUCAUCAGAUGGACGUUCCUCAGGACAGGGAUGAAAUGGAGCAUCUCAAACACUCUAAUACCAUCAGCAGGCUCUUCCAAGGCCACCCACACCCAGGGCAUAAGAAAAAACACAAGCACAGGAGUGCCUUCCUGUCUCUGGCUGAAGAGUCUGAGAAAGACGAUCCAACGUCAAUCCAAAAACUCUUUUCUGAUGUGUUUACCUAA